AUAAUUUCAAAUCAAAUAUCGUCUGAUCAGUUUUCCACCGUCCGAUUUCUUCUCAAAAAUGGCCGAGCAAUUCCAACAGCGAUACCAGCAGCAGAACCAGCCGCAGGCUCACCAGAUGGUGAAGGCUGCAACGGCCGUCACCGCUGGCGGGUCCCUGCUGGUUCUGUCUGGUUUGACUCUGGCGGGGAACGUGAUCGCACUGGCCUUGGCCACACCUUUGUUGGUGAUUUUCAGUCCGGUUCUGGUCCCGGCCACAAUAACGGCGUGUCUUUUGAUCAUGGGGUUCUUGGCGUCGGGAGGGUUCGGGGUGGCGGGAAUCAGCGUGCUGUCGUGGAUUUACAGGUACGUGACGGGCAAGCACCCGCCCGGUGCGGACCAGCUGGACCAGGCGAGGACGAAGCUGGCGAGCAAGGCGAGGGAGACGAAGGACAGGGCUGAGCAGUUUGGGCAGCAGCACAUCAGUGGUUCACAAGCUUCUUGAAAUAAGCUUGUUUUGAAUGUGUUUGUGUUUUAUCUAAGUCUUCUUUCUUGUUGUUUUUGUGUUCAUAAUAAGGUUUCUUGAAAUAAGCUUGUUUUGAAUGUGUUUUAUUUAAGUCUUCUUUCUUGUUGUUUUUG
Molecule: messenger RNA, 615 nt
Organism: Camellia sinensis
Lineage: Eukaryota; Viridiplantae; Streptophyta; Magnoliopsida; Ericales; Theaceae
Product: oleosin Cor a 13-like
Biological process (GO): sexual reproduction; lipid storage
Cellular component (GO): extracellular region; membrane; monolayer-surrounded lipid storage body
Source: RefSeq, a predicted model, not a curated record